CACCCCACCUAGGCGACCUGCGGACGGGGGCGGGGAGACGCGGCGGGGACGCGCGGUGCGGCGGUUGAGCGUCCGGGAGAUGUGGGCACCGAGCGGCCCGGGGCCCGCGGGCUGGGACCGCCGCAGGGUGGGCGCGCGACUACGAGCAGCACUGGCGGGGCUGCAGGAGCUUCAGGGGCUGCGCGCCACGCAGCAAGCGCGAGUGCGGGGAGCCCUGGGCCUGCACCAAGCGCCAGGGCCCCGGGGCCAGGAGCUGAGGCUGGAGGCGGCGCUGGCCGCGCUACGGGAGCAGCUGUCACGGCUAAGGAGACAGGAUGCUGGCCUGAAGACCCACUUGGACCAGCUGGACCAGCAGAUAAGUGAACUGCAGCUGGAUGUAAGCAGGUCACCCUGCGAGGCCUUAGACAGUGACAGCAGGCCCAGCUCAGGUUUCUAUGAGCUGAGUGAUGCCGGUUCCUGCUCCCUGUCCACCUCCUGUGCAUCUGUCUGCAGCGACCGUCUAUCCCCCUCCCUGGGAAGCUGGCUGCCUGCGCUCCAGCCCUCCAAGUCCAGGUCUGGCAUGGGGGACUGGCGACCCCGCUCUGCUGAUGAGACCACUGUCCCUGCGUGGAGCCCACAGCGCACAGAAGAUAGCAGGCUCCUGCAUGGUGCAGAGGACACAGGCCGGCUGAGGGGCAUGUUCCGGCCCAGACCGGUGUCUACAGGCGACCUCGAGAGAGUCCUUCCAGCUGACACGGGGCUCCAGAGUGCUGGCACUGAUGCCUCAUCCCUCCUAUGCCAGGGGAUAGAGAUCCCAGCCCAUGCACUGGACCCCAAGUACCAGCGUGAUCUGGUGGCCAGGGGAGGCCAGGAGGUGUACCCGUAUCCCAGCCCCCUCCAUGCAGUGGCUCUGCAGAGCCCUCUUUUUGCUUUGCCUAAAGAAGCUCCGUGUUUCGACAUCUACUCACCCCCCGAGGAGCCUCCUCUGGUCCCUGCUGACCAGAACGGGACUCAGCCUGAGCCUGAGCCCACCCGUGAGCUGGGCUCAGCCGAAGCCUACAUCCACAGACUACUGCGUCUGCGGGGCCAAGAGCUCCCCCUGAGAGAGGUGGGGCAGGAGCAGGGAGGAGACGCAGCUGCUUUUCCACAGAAGUCCUGUGGCCAGAGGUCAGACGGGAUGGGUCAGCUGGAGAAGCCAGCCUGUGGGGCUGACUGGGGAGGAAUGAAACCAAGUAGGGGUGCUGCCAAGGACAGCCUCAGGCAACAGGGCCCUGUGUCCCUUGUGGGUACUGAGGCCCUCAGCAGCCCCCUAAAGGAGGAAACCAUACCUUGGAAUCCCUGUGUCCGUGGAGACAAUGCUGUUGGUUCCUCUCCCUCCUCCCAGAUCCAGCAGCCUUACACUGACUGUGCCCAAGGGCCAGUCCUAUCACCAUCAAGGGUAUUGGGACCUGAGAGCCCGCCUCUGGCCCCGGGGCCCUUUGCUUAUACAUCCUCCACUACUAAUGAAACCUCCCCAUUGAGGCUGAGGAUGGGCUCUCCCCAAAACAAGGCCAUGAAGGUCAAAAGAAGAGUUAGCGAGAAAGUACCACGGCUGGGGAAGCAGCUCCCACCACAACCGGAGAAACAGCGGGGCAUUCAUGCCGCGUGGUCCACAGAGAUGGACCCCUCCUCCAGACCCCAGCAGGGAGGUCUCAAUAGGAGACCCACACUGGCCAGAGAGCCUCCUGGACGAUCCUGCUCUGAGUCCACCCUCUACCCUGUGCCCCUCCUCGUCCCCCUAGUGGUGACCCAGAGGGAAAGUUACCCAGCCUCGUCCCAAGCUCUCUUCCCAAUGGAGGCAGCCCUCCUCAGCUCCGCAGCCAGGCGGAAGCAGCGCAGGUGGCAGUCCACUAUGGAGAUCUCAGCUAAAUCCCGUUCGGUCAGCCGACCUGGGCCCAAUUUGGGGCCCCCUAAGUCCCCAGCCAAGAGAACAGGUGGUCCCCGAGCCCAGAGCAGGCCCUCGCUUGCCCGCCAGGAUGCCUGUGCGAGGAGUGAGUCAGACCCCUCAGAGCACUCUGCAGAGUGCGCCUCGUUAUUUCACUCUACCAUUGCCGAAACCAGCGAGGACGAGGAGGCUAGCGACCACACUGCCAACCGCUUUGGGGACGAGUCCAGCAGUAACGAUUCAGAAGACUGUGCCCAGAGCAGCCGCCGCGGCCUGGCAAUAGGCAGUGCAGAGGCUGCGCAAGGGGGAUGGGCCUGGCCUCCGGUGCCACUCCAGCAGUUCUCGCGGGCACCAGGAGGCACCAGGCCAUCCCUGCCCCCUGUGCCCAAACUGUGCCGCAUAAAGGCCUCCAAGGCCCUGAAGAAGAAGAUCCGAAGGUUCCAGCCAGCAGCCCUGAAGGUCAUGACCAUGGUGUGAUACCAGCGUUUCAGGACAAGCCCUGGACCCCAGAAAGUGCCAUGAGAUGUGGUAUCCCGUGCCAUGUGAUGAGUAGGCGAAGGAUUGUACCAACCUGCUAUUUUGCUUAGGUUUCUCAGAUACCCUUCUUACUGUGGUUGUGUCAUCUGGAGUGACAUCCCCUCCAGCCCUCUUCAUUGCAUGAUCUCAACCACAAUUUGGUUCCCCACCAUACUCUGCCUGCUUUGUGGGGAGAGGUCUCUAACAUUCCUCCCCAGAGACUUCCUAGAAUCACGGCAUCCUGUUGGGGGAGGGGGAGCUAGAUUUGCAUUUAACUCCAUAUUACAGUUGUCUGAAUAAAUACCUACACCAUGCUGCUAGAGCUCCAAAUAAAAGAACCACAUUUCCUUUCACCUCA
This is a messenger RNA of Rattus rattus (black rat), 2777 nucleotides long. It is a transcript of the gene Dact2, whose product is annotated as dishevelled binding antagonist of beta catenin 2. The transcript is spliced from 4 exons. Bases 80 to 2380 code for a protein of 766 amino acids. Gene Ontology annotation, cellular component: cytoplasm. NCBI's taxonomy places the organism in Eukaryota, Metazoa, Chordata, Mammalia, Rodentia, Muridae. The record is from RefSeq and is a predicted model, not a curated record. Gene Ontology annotation, biological process: negative regulation of nodal signaling pathway.